AUGGAGCUGGUCGCUGGACACGGGCUGAACACGUUGGCACGAAGCACGACAGAGGAACAGUGUGUUGAGCCAGUCCCGAAAUCGCGGGGCCUUGUUUUCUCGUCCGUUGGCAAUCAAUGCCUUCCAGUGGUGCGGAGCUGGCUACAAACGCGAGAUGCUGACUUUGAUUUGGCACUAGUGUUCUACAAGGAGCCAGACUCGCCAGUGCUUCACGAACUGAACAUGCUGAGUCAAGAAAUAACAGGCAUGGAAGUGCUUCAGCAUGAAGGGAUGAAAUGGCCCAACUUCCGGUAUUGGCUGGAACUGCAGGGUGGGGCGGAGAAGGUUGCUGCAAGAUAUGACUACAUUUGGGUCGUGGAUGAUGAUGUACGGCUCCCCACCACAGAGAUUUCCCGCAUGUUCCAGAUUUUACGAGAACACAGCCAAAUAGCCUUCGCUUGCCCAUCCUUUGACAAGGGGAGCGAUGGUGUUUGGCGCUUCUUUGAUGGGCAUGAUCCCCGUUGGAAGCUGCGAUACACGAAUUUCGUGGAAUGUACUGCCCCAGUGCUCAAGAGCUCAAUGCUGCUGGAUGCGCGAUUCCAGCCGUGCCUGCGGGCUGUGCGAACAGGUUGCUUUAUUGAUUUCUGCUUCCAUCCUGCUGCUGGUGGAGGAAGGGAUGUGGUUGCUGUCAUCGAUGCAGUCCAAUGCCACCAUCCUCCUCGCACAGCAGACUAUCCCAGUGAGAUGCGGCAAGUGCAGGCUUGGCAGGAGCACAAGCAUGAUGAUGUCCUGUUUGAAAAGGAGGGUGUGCCAAAAGAUUGGUGGGCCAUCGAGCCCCGCUUUUUCCAGCCCAAGGUCCUUGGCGCAGUGCCCAUCGGAAGUUGA
Molecule: messenger RNA, 864 nt
Organism: Durusdinium trenchii
Lineage: Eukaryota; Dinophyceae; Suessiales; Symbiodiniaceae
Source: the annotation of a GenBank genome assembly